UAUAUUCCACUGCGCUAGUGAUGCCAAAGCUGCCUGUUGUUUAAUGUAUCAUUGUUUUUUAAUCAGGCAAUGCCACGUCCCCUACAGGGUCCUACAUGGUCCUUCUCUGUCACAGUGUGAAAUAUGUUGCUAAAGUCAAAGCUAACUAAUGUUUUGUUUUUUAAAUCGAGUAUUAAACAUCUUUAUCGACAGUGAUGUAUAAUAGCUUUUAUAAGACCCCGGGUGGCUCCCAGUGUACAUACACCAAACUAAAAGCAGGGGGUCAAGCCAAGGAUUGGAAACCUGCGGGGGGUCAGGCUUGUGGUCCCGCGAUGGAGGAGAAGGCUGAGCGGACCCAGACUACCCACUACAUGGAGCUGGGCAGCUACCAGUACUGGCCAGUCCUGGUUCCCCGGGGGAUACGCCUGUACACCUACGAGCAGAUCCCCGCGUUCCUCCGGGAGAACCCCUACAUCACAGAUGGGUACCGGGCAUACCUGCCCUCCAGACUCUGCAUCAAGAGCCUCUUCAUCCUGUCCAAUGAGACGGUGAACAUGUGGAGCCACCUGCUGGGCUUCCUGCUCUUCUUCCUGCUGGGGGCCUACAACAUGGCUGCCGUGCUGCCGGCUAUCGGAGCGUCCAGGGAAGACUUCGUCAUCUACUGCAUCUGCAUCUUUUGCUUCCAGCUGUGUAUGCUAUGCUCGGUUGGCUACCACGUGUUCUGCUGUCAUCGCUCGGAGAAGACGAGCCGCCGCUGGAUGGCAUUGGACUACGCCGGCUUGUCCAUCGGCAUUCUGGGAUGCUACGUCCCGGGAGUCUUCUACGCUUUCUAUUGCAAUAACUACUGGCGUCAGGUGUACCUGCUGGCGGUCCUCGCCCUCAUGCUGGCCGUGUUCUUCGCCCAGAUCCACCCUCUGUACCUCAGUCAGCCCUGGAGGAAGCUCCGCUCCCUCAUAGUCUGCUCUCUGGCCGCAUACGGCCUCUUACCCACAAUGCACUGGGUCUGGAUCAGUGGAGGCUUCUCCUCUGAGCCCACACAGCUCUUCCUGCCCCGGGUUCUAGGGAUGUACCUACUGGCUGCUCUGGCAUUUCUCUUCUACGUCUCAAAAGUUCCUGAACGCUACUUCCCAGGCCAGCUGAACUACCUGGGCUCCAGCCACCAGGUGUGGCACCUCCUGCUGGUCCUGAUGUUUUACUGGUGGCACCAGACCUGCAACCUCAUCAUGGCCUACAGACACAGCCAGCCCUGCCCCGGAGCCCCCCAACAGGCCUAGUAGGGUCCUGCCCUGAGCCCCCCCAACAGGCCUAGUAGGGUCCUGCCCUGAGCCCCCCCAACAGGCCUAGUAGGGUCCUGCCCUGAGCCCCCCCAACAGGCCUAGUAGGGUCCUGCCCUGAGCCCCAAAACAGGCCUAGUAGGGUCCUGCCUGAGCCCCCCAGCAGGCCUAGUAGGGUCCUGCCCUGAGCCCCCCAGCAGGCCUAGUAGGGUCCUGCCUGAGCCCCCCAGCAGGCCUAGUAGGGUCCUGCCUGAGCCCCCCAGCAGGCCUAGUAGGGUCCUGCCUGAGCCCCCCAGCAGGCCUAGUAGGGUCCUUCCUGAGCCCCCCAGCAGGCCUAGUAGGGUCCUGCCUGAGCCCCCCAGCAGGCCUAGUAGGGUCCUGCCCUGAGCCCCAAAACAGGCCUAGAAUAUUCUGGGUUGGACUGGACUAGACCCAGGACAGUCUGAUUUAUAAGAUGGAAUAGUAUAAAUUCAGAUUAUACUGAUUAUACUGUCUGUUCCUGGCCUAACAUGCUUUUAGACGAGCAAAUCAACGUAGCUCAGCUGCCAAGCCACCAAGUAUUAUUGAUUUGUGCUGAUAAGAACCCUGUGUGUUACGAUAAUGGUUCGUUUUUAUUAAGUGCCUACUUGUAGCACAUUGAGUCACUCCUGAUCCUGCUAUUGGCCAUCAGUUGGGACCUUGACAAACAGAUCUUGGGUCCAACCGAGGCCCCUUGGAGAGGGCGUUGUAAUGUUAGGACGUUACUCCAUGAAUGUAGUGGUCUGACCCUGGAGCGUCUCCAUCUCAACCAUGUGUUGGGACGCUCGAGUCCAAUAACUGGAGAAUAAAGCACUUUCUUUUUUUAUCUCAAAUGGUAUCCAAUGUGAGGGAUUUUUCAGAGCAUACUCUCCCCCCCCCCCCCCCCCCACCCCCACGCGCUGCCAGCCACUGCCCCCGUACACACUACACUUCUGUUCCAAGGCGUUGCAGGCGGCGCUUGGGAUUCAACAAGUUUUUAUCCAACAGUCGUAGGGCGACGGGCACGUCCUGUGGGCUUUGGGUGCAUGGCAGCGAGUGACCCCGCGCCCCACAUGACGGCUGUGUGCAUCAAGCUUUAUUCACACAUUCAUUAUUUAAAUUGUCUAAAGGUAUUCAUGUUCAUUUCAUUUCGAUUUUUUGUCUGAUGGUCGCGCUGAGGUCCUCAAAACUUCCAGGGGUCAGCAUUAAAUGACCGUCAUAUGUAUGUAAGAUAAUUAUAUGAUACAUAUGCAGCCAGAGGGUUUGAAAAAAAUACAAAGGUUAUUUUUGAGAUAAUCGCGAAUGAUCAGUGGUCGAUAUAUCCAAAAGCAAAUCUUUUUCCCUCUUUUGAACUGGUUUUAGUUUUAAAUGUUAUUUAAAUAGUGUACAAUGUUAUCUAAAUGGUUGACUGUACUGUGUUGCAUUGUGAGUUUGUUUAGCUGUAGUGUCUUGCACCUCCGGAACAAUCUUCUAAUAAAAGAGACAUCGAAACAAAAACAAGUAUAAAUAUAACCGCAAGCGGUGAUUAACGGGGUCCGAGCAAAAUUAAAAGUCAAGAACACACUAAUGGAAGAUGUAUAAAUAUAAAAUUGUUCCACUUAUAAACCUGAACUGCUGCCUCAUUCACAUGGUCAAAAUGUCUAUUGAUAAGCACGCAACAUCCAGAAAACUCAAAGCACAUAUAAAUUAAGGGCUUUCUUCAAAGCAUAUACCUGAAAAAUCUUUGAAAUUCUGGGGAAAUUAAACAAUUAUUCAAGAACACUAACGGAAGAAAUAUAAUAUGACAGUUAAUUAUGAAGGAAAAAUGGUUAACGAAGAAGUUCCCCUUAAUGCCAUACUGUGUCUUGGCAGUCAGAUUCUUGAACAUGACAGAAUGUCAUGUUCAAGAAUCAGCUUGUUCAUAAUGCUCUAAUCAGGAUUCGAAAUCUCAUCCUAAGGAUCACCAGUACACGGCAUUAUCCCGUUGAGCCACUGACAUUCCUGGACUGUAUGAAGCCUCAUUCACAUGGUGAAAAUGUCGAUUGAUAAGCACACAUCAAAAAAACUCCAAACACACAUUUCACAAGAGAAUUAAGGGCUUUCUUAAAAGAGUACAGAUCAGAACAUUUGCACUGUUAAUGGUAUCCACCUCAUGAUAGCCGUAUGGUAGUUAUACAAUAACAAAAUUGUCAUAUAGGCAAAAUGGGUUGAGACUGGACGUUUGGCUUUUCUAUGAAAUUGUGGGAAAAGUAAAAAAGAAAUAGAGCAGAAGACCCGGGUGAAAAAUAUGCAUCUGAUUUUCGAGAUUAAUAUGAUGAAAGAAUUUAGAGUCCAGGUCAAUCUAGUAAGGAGAAAUAAGGCUAGUUCAUAAUUUUUUUAAAAUAACACCACCUUGGGUGCAGUACCACAAUGGGUAGUUGCGGUUAUUGGUAUCCACCUAAAAAUUGUCGUAUGUUGUUUUAUACAUAACAAAAUGGGCUAACUGCUCCAACUUUAUUGUGAAAGAAUUUUGAGUCCAGGUCAAUCUGGUGAGGAGAAAUAAGCCUAAUUUAUGAUUUUUUACAAUAGCGCCACCUUUGGGUGCAGUACCACACAUUUGAGUUUAUGGGUAGUGGGGGUUAUUGGUAGCCUGGUCCUACCAGACCAUCGUACUUCAUUUCAUUUGUACAGAAGGUCUAGAACUGCUGAAUUGACAAACGUUCACUCACUUGGAGGCGGGUGUCUGUAGAAGUUUUAAAAAUUAUUGGAUCUGCCAUAACCAAUCGCAUAGUGUUUGGUCGUGACGUAUGUCAUGCGACGGGACCGGCUCCUUCACCACUAACAGAGCCAGCUGGAAAAUCAAACUUUUCCCGAACCCGGUGGGGAGAAGCGCCACAACAUCAUGGCCACCAACAAAACUCUUGUUCUUGCUCCGGCUUUAAUUGAUAGAUUUUCGGCAGCGAUCCCACAACAGACCGAAAUUCCGAAUAGCUUCUCUCAUAUCCUUCUCCAUUGUCUUCCUCUGACUACAACUGAAACUGGCGCGCAACCUAGAUGUCAUCGUUCUCAGCCACUCCCUCUGUUCGCUGAUUGGACCGCCAGAAAUCUGGUUUCCAUGGAACGCAUUCAUAUUAAGCAGACCCAGACCUAGUACUGAAGUGUAAUAAAAAUUUAGCGAAAGUAGGUAGGUGGGCGGUGCCAGGCUAGAUUAUUGGUAGCCAUACCGUGAACAUUUCAAGAGUUUUCGAUUUACGGUAUAGGCUGUGUCACACUAAAUUUGUACCGGCUGCCAAAUUUGUACCGGGCUCGUCAUCCAUACGUAAUCCACUCCAAAUCUGCCUGGCAACAGAUGAUCGCUUCGUCCGUUGCCUGGCAACGGACGAUCGCGUCGAAUGACGUGAACAUUCGCGAACCUUCUAUCUAGCGAUCCGUUAUCUGUAUUGUGCUAUUUCGUCCUUGACCUGCUUUAAAGGCCCACUAUGCAACUUUUUUAGCCAAAAUUACAUUAAGUAUGCAGGUUGAGAGUUAUGCUGAUGGUUCUGCAUCCAUUUCUGGGUCGAUUGGUGGGUGUGUCAUUUUCCCAUGUUGCCUCUACAGUGAAAAAGCGCAUAUGCAACUUGAUCUGCUCGGACUGGGACAUUCCGGAUGUGACGCAGCGGAAGUAUCCUCGAAAAUGUAGUCAGAUUGUAGUUUCGAAAAUGCUUUCCGGCAGACACACACCCAAACAUGGCACCGGCUAGAUAUAAACAGCCAGUUGCGAGGCAAUUGUUGCAUUCAUCAUGGAUCAAUCGACUGAUAAGGGACCCAAGAGGCGACUGUCGGUGGAACAAAAGAAGAAUGGACCAGAAAAGAGAUCAGACACGAGUGAAAGGGGAACUAUGCAACUUUUUUGGCUUGAUUUACCUUAAUAUAACAGGCUAGGAGUCAUUGCGAUGGUUCCAUUAUACAUCUUUGUUCGAUUGUUCGUUGUUUCGACUCCCCCUUGCGCAUCUUGGCGGAGAAAAGGAAUAUGUUUCUGCCGGCGACCCGCCGCCCACUCUCGCGGGAGUCUCGGGUCUCGCGAAGUAACGAAUUGCUUUACGGCACAGACCCCCA
This is a messenger RNA of Gadus chalcogrammus (walleye pollock), 5303 nucleotides long. It is a transcript of the gene paqr3a, whose product is annotated as progestin and adipoQ receptor family member IIIa. The transcript has 8 exons. The record is from RefSeq and is a predicted model, not a curated record. Gene Ontology annotation, cellular component: membrane. Bases 195 to 1253 code for a protein of 352 amino acids. Gene Ontology annotation, molecular function: signaling receptor activity. NCBI's taxonomy places the organism in Eukaryota, Metazoa, Chordata, Actinopteri, Gadiformes, Gadidae.